AUGCUGCUCGAACGGGCAUGGCUAGCUUUGCUUGGACUGGGGGCAUACCUCGUCCUACGAAGUAUCUACCGUCUUUUCUUCCACCCUUUGCGGAAAAUCCCUGGUCCUAGGCUGGUGGCGAUUACCCAUGGUGUUGAGUUUUAUUACAAUUGCGUGCUAGAUGGGAGGUAUAUUUUCGAGAUUGAAAAAAUGCACCAGAGAUAUGGUCCAAUUGUUCGCAUCAACCCUAAUGAAGUGCACAUCAUCGAUCCUCUCUUCUACGACGAGAUUUACGCACCCAGUAGCCGACGACGGGAUAAGGACGUGAGAGUCACUAAAGCCACCGGAGUCGAAGGUUCAAUGAUUGCAACUGCAUCGCACGACCAUCACCGUAUCCGCCGAGCCAUUCUGAGUGAAUUUUUCUCUCGGCGCUCAAUUCUCAACAUGACUCCAAUCAUUGACGAAUACCUACAGAAGCUUGGCAAUCGCUUAGGCCAGCUCCACGAUAGCAAGACAGUUGUCCGUCUGGAUAACGCCCUGAACGCGUUUACCUCUGAUAUCAUCACUGAAUAUUGCUAUGGGAAAAGUUGGGGGUUCCUGGAAGACGAACACUUCAAGAGUGAUACUCGCGGUGCUCUUCUGGAGACGGCAAAUACUCUACACAUCGGUCAAUUUGCACCGUGGCUUAUCAUACUCCUCCGUAAAAUACCCAUUCACCUACUCCGUCGUAUGCAGCCUGGGAAAGCGACUAUCUUCGAGGCUAUGGAGGCUGUAUAUGACCAAGCAGUCUCGUCCUUUAACGUUCGUCCCGGGCAUUCAUCGGCGGAAACGAAAAUGAAUGAGAAGCGAAACAUGUUUGAUAAUCUUGUUGAUCCUGCUGUCUCAGCUUCGGAACGAACACUUGAUCGACUUCAGGAGGAAGGCCUCGUUGUCCUGGGCGCGGGGACGGAAACAGUGGCUCACACACUGACCAUAUCGAUAUUCUAUCUUUCGAAGAAUCAGGAGAUCUUGCAACGACUACGCACCGAGCUAAAACAAGUGCUACCGACACCGUGUAGCAACGCAAGCCUUUUGGAAUUAGAGAAACUACCUUAUCUAACGGCAGUUAUAUACGAAACUCUACGUCUAGCCUAUGGUCCCAUCACUCGCAUGCCUCGGGUUGCACCCACUGAAACUUUGAGAUAUGGGGACCAUGUUAUUCCUCCCGGAACCCCAAUGUCUGCUAUUACCUACUUCAUUCAUCGCGAUCCAACUCUCUUCCCCAAUCCGGACAAAUUUGAUCCCGAGAGGUGGCUUCAGGGUAGUCAGAGUGAGGACCUGAAACGGUAUAUCGUCAAUUUCACUAAAGGAAGCAGAGGUUGUCUGGGAAUUACAUUGGCGUAUGCGGAGAUUUAUAAGGCUAUUGCUGGACUUGCACGUCGUUUUGAUUUCGAACUGCACGAUACAACGAUGGAGGAUUUGAAGAUUGUUGGAGAAAGAGUUUUUGCAAUCACGAGACGCGGUCAGACUCAGGUGUAUGUGACAGUCUCUGAUUUGGCCAAGAUGUGA
Messenger RNA from Penicillium waksmanii, 1527 nucleotides. Its product is annotated as cytochrome P450. NCBI's taxonomy places the organism in Eukaryota, Fungi, Ascomycota, Eurotiomycetes, Eurotiales, Aspergillaceae. Gene Ontology annotation, molecular function: monooxygenase activity; iron ion binding; heme binding. The record is from RefSeq and is a predicted model, not a curated record. The transcript is spliced from 5 exons. Bases 1 to 1527 code for a protein of 508 amino acids.